UGUCAGUUUUGGAUCACAAGUGAUGGAACGAUGACUUUACAUUAACCACGAUGAAACCUUCACAGUUUUAUUUCCCAGCCCGAGAAUCCCAAAAACAACAAUGACAAACUUUAAGAGGCUGGUGUUGAGCCGGCGCUUCAUCCACUGCAAACUCGCUGCAGCGACUCUUAUUUUUUUGGGAUUUGUGUUUUUCAUCCAAAAAGAAGUAGUUGACCGAGAGAUGGACAAGCUGACGAGACAAGGAGGGGCUCACGUCAAAAAGAAGAAAAUGUUGGACAUGGCGAUUGAUGCCAUAAAUAAUUUUAAAGACUCUGUGUCAAAAAUGCAGAUUAAUGCCCCUGAAAAACAGAAGGACACUGACAGAAAAAGGCCUUGUCUACCCGGGUACUACACUGCAGCAGAGCUGAGGCCUUACCUGGAGCGGCCACCCCUGGACCCUCAUGCCCCCGGAGCAUCUGGAAAACCAUUCACACCGGAUAAACUCAGCCCCGAAGAAAGGAAAGAAAUGAAAGAAGGAGAAAAGAAACAUUGUUUUAAUGUAUUUGCUAGUGAUAGGAUUUCACUUCACCGAGACCUAGGACCUGACACCAGGCCCCCUGAGUGCAUUGAGCAAAAGUUCAAGAGGUGCCCUCCACUGCCCAUGACAAGCAUCAUAAUCGUGUUCCACAAUGAAGCCUGGUCCACAUUGCUUCGCACAGUAUACAGCGUCAUGUAUACAUCCCCUGCCAUUCUUCUGAAGGAGAUUAUAAUGGUGGACGACGCAAGUACAGAUGAAUACUUAAAGGAUAAGCUGGAUGAGUACGUAAAGCCGUUUCAGAUAGUGAAGGUGGUCCGACAGAGGGAAAGAAAAGGACUGGUCUCCGCUCGUUUGCUCGGUGCUUCAGUAGCAACGGGUGACACUUUGACAUUUUUGGAUGCACAUUGUGAGUGUUUCUAUGGUUGGCUGGAGACCUUGUUGGCAAGAAUUGCAGAGAAUUAUACCACUGUCGUCAGUCCAGAUAUUGCCACCAUUGACCUCAGGACUUUUGAGUUUAACAGCCCGUUAGCAUACAGAAACAAUAGCAAGCGGGGGAAAUUUGAUUGGGGCUUGGUAUUUCGAUGGGAAACCGUCCCAAGUUUGGAGAACAAGAAAAGGAAAGAUGAGACUUACCCAAUAAAGACACCAACUUUUGCUGGAGGUCUAUUCUCGAUUUCCAAGGAAUACUUUGAGCACAUAGGAAGUUAUGAUGAAGAUAUGGAGAUAUGGGGCGGUGAAAAUUUAGAAAUGUCUUUUAGAGUGUGGCAGUGCGGAGGGCAGCUGGAAAUCCUGCCCUGUUCAGUUGUCGGUCAUGUAUUCCGCAGCAAGUUUCCUCAUACCUUUCCUAAAGGCACUCAGGUGAUCACCCGAAACCAGGUGCGCCUGGCCGAAGUGUGGAUGGAUGGUUACAAAGAAAUAUUUUACCGAAGAAAUCGGGAAGCUGCAAACAUUGUCCAACAGAAAUCCUAUGGAGAUUUAUCAAAAAGAUACAGUUUACGACAAAACCUUCAAUGCAAGAAUUUUUCAUGGUAUCUGAAUAACGUCUAUCCGGAAAUGUAUGUGCCAGACCUGGUCCCACUCAUCUACGGAGAUAUACAAAGUUUCGGCAAGCAGUGGUGUUUGGAUGCUGGAGCAGAUAACUUUCAUGGAGACAAACCUCCUAUCCUGUACACCUGCCAUGGGCUGGGGGUUAACCAGUACUUCGAAUAUACAGUAAGUCAUGAAAUUCGACAUAACAUCCAAAAUGAGCUGUGUCUCAGAGCUGGUAAAGGGCAGGUUCUCCUUAAGAGUUGUAAUUACAAAGGCAGAGGGACGACUGUUCUACCUGAGGAAAAAUGGGAACUUCAGAAGGAUCAGCUCCUCUUCAAUGCUGCAUACAAUAUGUGCCUGACUGCAAAUGGCCCCAACCCAAGUCUUGUGCCUUGUAACCCCUCGGACCCUUUUCAGCAAUGGAUUUUCCGACAAAGAACUUAA
Bufo bufo (common toad) is the source of this 1990-nucleotide messenger RNA. RefSeq names its product polypeptide N-acetylgalactosaminyltransferase 3-like. The coding region runs from base 101 to 1990 and encodes 629 amino acids. Lineage: Eukaryota; Metazoa; Chordata; Amphibia; Anura; Bufonidae. Gene Ontology annotation, cellular component: Golgi apparatus. The record is from RefSeq and is a predicted model, not a curated record. The transcript is spliced from 12 exons.